CGCUCACACGCCUCGCGCCGCCGACGUCGCGACGCUGUCCGCGCUGCGCCCGCGCGCAAACACACGUGCCAAAUACGAAAAAAUAAACGACCAGUGUUUUGUUGUGACAUUUAACUGAAGGACAUUGGGAAUCUUGCGAAUUUUACACGCUGCAUUUCGAAAUACGUUUAUGGAUUAUUGAUUCGUGUUCGUGAGCAGCAGUGAAUUUGCACCGGCGCGCGUCGCACGCGGCAUGGCGAGCGUGCCUGGCGACGAGUUCGUUACCAUCGUGCCCGUGGGCGAGGGCCGGCCCGCAGCGCCCGCCGCCCCCGCCGCCCCCGCGCCGCCCCCCGCGCGGGACCCCACGUACGUCACGGUGCUGACGCUGGGUGCGGCCGCCGGCGCCGCCGAGGUGGUCGUGCGGCGGCCGCGGGGCGCUCGCCUCGGCCUGGGACUCAAGUUUGAAGGAGGUUCCGCCGCAGCUGAAAAAGUUCGAAGACUUCUAGUACAGUCAUGCACAGAGGACAGUCCAGCAGCUAAUGCUGUCGCUCCAUGGGGAAAACUGAUUCCUGGAGAUGAAAUACUUGCCAUAGACGGUGUCUCAGUGUCCGAGCUGACGAGAAUUGACUGUGUACGACGACUUAAAGAGUCCGAUGAAACGCUAACGCUGCUUGUAAGACAUUUUGAGCCAGGAGAUGAUACUGAACAAAAGUCAACAGACACAGUUGAUGCUGCACAGAAUAUAAAACAACAACCGAAAGAGAUGAUGAGCAGGCCGACUACUUUGCCACCGCCAGUUCCACCGAGGAAACUUGGAAAGAAAAAUUCAUUUAAAGACAAAUCAAUGUUACAUACAGUCGGUGAGCAAAACGGCAUUACUAACACUGAGCUGAAAGAUGCUACCAUGAACGGUCAAAUUGCAUUUUCGGGAACACUUAAUAACAAACUAUCACGAAAAUCUUCCUUUGAUAGUCAUUUACACCGACAAAGUAAAGAAACCAUAGCUUCUUUGAAAAGAGGGUCGCCGGAGGAAGUCCGUCGCUUGGUGCGACGACUAUCUGAUGGAAAGACGAUGCCGCCAGAAGCAGAAGUGUACAUCGACCUGCUGUCGACGGAGUGGGAGCGCUGCCUGGCGCUGGCCGACGCCGAGUCCGACGACACCGGCAGCUCCAUCUCCACCGUCGUGGACCGCCUCGGCUCGAUCGCCAGCUCCGUGGAGAACAGCAUCCCCUCCACACCCAUCCUACAACCGAAGACAAUCGACAUCCAAAAAGUUCUCAAUUGUAUAGAAAACAUUGACUCGGAUAUAUUAAAAGAUAUAACUUCGACCACAAUAAUAGAUAAACAAGUUGAAGUUAAAAGUGAAUUCAGAUCCGUAGAGAAACAUAUCAUAACCAACGGCAUCAACCCUAAUCCCGCUCCAGUGCUUACUGAAGACGUAUCUUUCAUUGAAGAAAAACCACCGAACGAUAAAAGUAACAGCACCACGGGGCGGAAUGCAAGUGUUCACACUGAAGCCAAUGAGGGCGAAACCUCUAAGAAACCAGAAUCAAAGGAGGUAACUAUGGAAAAACCUAAGCCAAUGCCUAGGAAUGCUAAAAUAGAGCGUGCAACAACUGAUAAGAAACCGAAACAAAUCCCACUACCGGAGACACCACCGCCGCCACUGCCGGAGCCGCUGCUGACUCCGACGAAGAAGAACUGCAUAGAGACGUGGCUGCAGCGCUCGGAGGCCGAGAUGAAUAUAAAGAAUCCCGCGAAGUUGGAGGAGGAGGAAGUGCCGGAGGCCCUGCCUCGUCUGAUAGACUUUGUGCCAAAGCCGCAGUACAAGGAGAGCGAGGUGCCGGUGCCGCUGGCGCGGCCCACCAGCGCGCCACCGCCGCCGCCGCUGGCCGAGCCCAGGGAGGACGGCUCGGGCGCCUCGCUCGACACCAUCGGCGAGCUUGACGAGCCCAGUGAUGUCAUCGACCAUCAGAAAACUCAAGCUGCUGAAAAGGAAACGAAAGAGAGAAAAGCUUCAUAUGAAAGUGGAUUUUGGGAAGAUCGAGCCAACAGGAGCGAUGCAGAAGAUAAGAGCCUGUCGAAUGAUGAGUCUCUCCUCCCGACGUGUCCUCGUCAGCCGCCGGAUGGAGUGGAGACUCCUGCUGAUGCAGUAGAGAAGUCUCACGACAGUCUGGCCACGCGCAUGCCCCCUCGCCUGCCCGCCGGCUGGCCAACUCGAACUCGCCUCUCUUAUACCUCUAGAAGUCAAGAUGCAAGAAGUGAAGCGAGCGUCAAAGAUAAAAUUGCUAUGUUCUCAAAUGAACAUUCGUCAUCUUCCGAGCUCCUUGACAAAUGCGGAACAUUGCCUUCAAGACCACCUCCAAGCGUGAAGAAAACAACAACACCAUAUUCUAUUGCAUAUUCAGAUGUGUCAUCGCUCGACAGACGCUUGACGAAAUCACAAGAUAACUUGGACGAAGUGCCUUCACGAUCCUACAAAAGGCACUCUGAAAGGCCAGAAGUACUUGGUGCUCUUGAAAGCACAGCCACCAAAAUGAGUUCUGUUAGAUCAAGCAGGCCUCUUCAAGGAGACAAUAAACCAUUAUUCUAUGGAAGCGUGACUGCUCUUCCUUCUACUACUCCAGAGCCAUCAUUUCCACCGCCUGUGUUCCACUCUCGCAGCUCUAGUGAUGAUAGUGGAAGUUCAGUACAUAAAUCUAAUUUAGAAUACUUAAUUGAACAAAGGAAAAAGUCCAUGUCUAAACUCAGGGGUUUAGUUAUACCUGAGACACAUCAAGCGCCAAUUACUGAUUUACCUGCUAUAAAAGUACAAGAUUCAUUUACAAAUUCGUUUAAUUUUAAUACAAAUAAAAGUUCUCAUACAACACAGAAACAACAAAAACAGAAUACACCAAAGGUAAUGAAUUUGAGUGAGAAAAAGUGGAAAACUGAACUACUGCCUAACAACUUACCCAAGUAUUCACCAGCAUUUAAACGAAGACCAUUGCAAGUAUACAGUCCAACUUCCAUGUCCAAAGAAUCAACCCCAGAGCGGAGAUUUAGUGAAAAAGUUGACGCAAUGAAUAAAACCAACUUCCCAGCGACUGUUCCUACCAAGCCACCGCGAUCUUCCUUGGAUAUAAAAUCUAUGUCAGAACUUUCAACAUCAACUUUACCUCCCAAAUUUUCACAAAGAUUGUCAGGUAAAGAAUAUUUUAAUGAUUUGAGAAAUUAUAACAAUCUGGAUAUUAAAAUAUGCACAGCUACAGACAUAAUCGAUAGCGACAAUGAUUCCGCUAUGAGUUCAACGCAGUCCAGCUAUCGGUCUUCGGCUUCAUCGCCUUUACAUAACUUAGACAGCAUAGAGUCUGAUAGUUCACGACUUUCGCCUAGGAUUUGCCAUAUAACUUCAUAUUCAUUAAUAAAAACUGAAAUACCUUCUAAAACAUGUACGAUGGAGAAGAGCUGUGAGGAGUACGUGAAGCGGCCCGUGUGCCGCUCCGCGUCGUCGGACACCAACGUCUCCCUCAGCUCCUCCGCGGGUUCAGCUGCGACUUCUGGUUCUCAAGCAAGCUGUAGUUCUCUAGAAAGUUCCGUGGCUGACUCUGAUAAGAAAAAAAUAGGAAAAGGUUACAACAUUGACACUAUCAACAGGAGAAAUAUUUUAGCUUCAGCUAAAUGCAGAAGCGGUCGUGAUGCCAAAAUGAAUUCUCCUGUUGUUGAAUCGAAAUUUUCUCACGAAUCUUCCGAUAGAUCACCAUCACCAAGCCCACAGCCGAAGCCGUCUGAGCGCCUUUCUACACUCACAUCUACAGUGAGUGCUAUAACGAAUAAAGGUGACAACAGACGGCGAAACAAAAUAAUAGCUGAAACUGAUUCUGAUAGUGAUGAGGAAGUUAACAUAAGGCAAAGGAAAAACGAAUUUAAAAACACGAGAUUAAAAAGGAAUUCAAGUGCAUCUAAUAAGAAUAAACAAAACGAAACAUUAACAGACAGUCCCAAAAUUGAAGAUGCACCGAAAGCUAUUUCUGAACGUAUAAUUCAGGAAAUAAAGAAGGCUGGCCUUGAAAAUUACAAUAUUAUUAAAGCUAAAUCAACAAUAGAAAACAAUAAUGUUGAUGUAAUCCGAAAUGACAGCGUAGUAGUGAGACAAGAAGAUAAAGUCGAGACGAUCUCAAAAUCUAAGUCUGAAAAGUUGAACAAUAGUUCUUCUGAAAGUUUAUUAUUGGUGGCAGAAAAAUCGAAGCCUGUUGUCAAUGGUAAUACAGCCACAGUAACUAACGGAAGAGUGAAGUUACUGGUAGAGGACUCGAAGGGGCCCACUCGUAUGAUCCGCCUUCGGCGUGGCGCCGGCACGGGCGUCGGACUCAUCCUCGCUGGAGGCAUCGACUGCGAGGCUAAAGAAGUCACGGUGCACCGCGUGCUGGCGGACAGCGUGGCGGACCGCGCGGGGCUGCGGCGCGGCGCGCGCGUGCGCAGCAUCAACAACUGCGCCAUGGCGGGCCUCACGCAUGCGCAGUCCGUCGCUAUUCUUAAGGAGCAACGUUCAGAAGUUAUUAUUGAGAUAGAAGACGAAAUCCAAGAAAACGGACGCGGCGUGGGUUGCGGCUCUGAAAAAGCGGAGUCGAAGGUCCGUAGUGACGUGAAGAGCACCCCGGCCAAGGCUCCUGCCGCCAGCGCCAUCGUGACGGUGGUGGUGGAGAAGGCGGGCGGCGGCGCCGGCCUGGGCUUCGGGCUCGACGGAGGCAGGGACUCGCCGCAUGGUGACAGGCCACUGACUAUCAAGAAGCUUUUUGCUGGUGGAGCAGCCGCCCGCAGCGGACGCAUCCUGGUCGGAGCGGAGCUGCUGUCAGCCGGAGGACAGUCCAUGGAGGGCUUCACCCGCACGCAGGCCUGGGCCGCGCUCAAGUCACUUCCGGCCGGCCCUGUCUCCCUGGUACUCAAGAAUCCAAUAGGCUCCGAAUCAGAAUCUUGAACCAACUUUUUUUUUAUAAAAAUUAGGUCACAUAAGCAAAGCUCGCCUUGAAUUAGUUCGGCGACGCGUAAACGCCUCUGGGAAGCCGGUUAACACCCGACUAACGAGACUCAUCUGUCUGAAGAAGGGAUAAAAAGACUAACUAACUGACAACAUUCAAUUUAGCGGAGUGAGCCGGUCCGUAGGCGUGCCGCCACUCCUGCUAACACGAUUUGCCUCCUUCAUUAGUUACUCUAUAUAUCGCUAGUAUUGUUAUACCUACUUGUUAUGUAACGUUGUGCCAAUUUCUCCCCUUCCUACUAUAUUGUGGUAGUAAUUUUAGGAUAAUACGUUUCCAAGACUGUGUAAUUCGGCUUAGUUUGUGCUAGAAUACUAGGGCACUGACUAGAUAAUUGUGGAAUUUUAUAGAUUCUUUUGUUUUAAC
Messenger RNA from Plutella xylostella (diamondback moth), 5360 nucleotides. It is a transcript of the gene bbg, whose product is annotated as PDZ domain-containing protein big bang. The record is from RefSeq and is a predicted model, not a curated record. Gene Ontology annotation, molecular function: protein binding. NCBI's taxonomy places the organism in Eukaryota, Metazoa, Arthropoda, Insecta, Lepidoptera, Plutellidae.